UUCAAGUUCAAAUUGUCACCGAAUAACCACGUGCUUAUAAUAGCUUAAAAGAAAAUAAACAAACCAAAUUAAAAUGCCUAAAGUUAGAGUAGAAAAAAAGAAAAAGUCACAAAAUGGAGUUGUCAAGCAAGGGAUUCUCUUCAAUAAAGAUUUUGGUCAACAUAUUUUAAAAAAUCCCAUGGUAAUAACAUCAAUGUUAGAAAAAUCUGGUCUAAGACCCACUGAUGUAGUUCUUGAAGUUGGUCCAGGUACUGGUAACAUGACAGUUAAACUAUUGGAGCAAGUAAAAAGAGUGAUUGCAUGUGAAAUAGAUACAAGAUUAGUUGCCGAAUUACAAAAGAGAGUCCAAGGUACACCUCUGCAGUCAAAACUACAGAUUCAGGUUGGAGAUGUCCUGAAAAGUGACCUUCCAUUUUUUGAUGUGUGUGUAGCUAAUGUACCAUAUCAGAUAUCUUCACCAUUAGUGUUUAGAUUACUUCUACAUAGACCAUUCUUUAGAUGCGCUGUUCUUAUGUUUCAAUUAGAAUUUGCUCAAAGAUUAGUUGCAAAAGCUGGUGAUAAGUUGUAUUGUAGGUUAUCAGUAAACACACAGUUAUUGUCAAGGGUUGAUAUGUUGAUGAAGGUAGGCAAAAAUAACUUUAGGCCUCCUCCGAAAGUGGAAUCAUGUGUAGUGAGAAUAGAACCAAGAAAUCCUCCUCCACCAAUUAAUUAUACAGAAUGGGAUGGGCUGACUAGGAUAGCUUUUACAAGAAAAAAUAAAACUUUAGGAAGUGUUUUUAGACAGACUGCUGUAUUAGCUGCAUUAGAGAAGAAUUAUAAACUUCAUUGUAGUUUAAAUAAUAAGGAAUUACCUGAAGACUUUAGCAUAAAAGAAAAAAUUGAAGAUAUAUUAACGAAAGUAGAAGCAGAUCAAAAAAGAGCUAGAACAAUGGAUAUUGAUGAUUUUAUAAUGUUGUUACAUGCGUUCAACGCAGAAGGAGUACACUUUUCUUAGUGGUAACUUUUAAAUCCUUAUUGACUGUUGAUUUAUAAUUCGCAAGAACAAUGGAAAAUUGAGUAUGAAUUUUGGUAGUCACCAAAGUCCAUCACUACUAUCAACUUUAAAUGUAUAGUAGUGAUCCCUACUAUCAACUUUAAAUGCUAAAAUAUUUGAAGGACAGACCACUCCUUAGACAAAUAGUGUUGAUAUAUAUUUAUAAUUAUGUAUUAUGUAUAUAAAUUCUGUUUUUCUUGAUUUUAUGUUAUUGUUUAAUUUAAUAAACUAAUAUUUUUAU
Diabrotica balteata is the source of this 1274-nucleotide messenger RNA. The record is from the annotation of a GenBank genome assembly. NCBI's taxonomy places the organism in Eukaryota, Metazoa, Arthropoda, Insecta, Coleoptera, Chrysomelidae.